AUGCCACAGCCACGCUUCCUCGUCCUCGGCGCUGGAGUCGUCGGCCUUACGACAGCCGUAGAGCUUGCUGACCGCUACCCAGACGCCGAGGUCAUCAUCGCCGCUCAAUACUUCCCAGGCGAUAGGACUCCGCGCUACACAUCUCCCAUAGCUGGCGCCAAUUGGCUCUCCGUAGCGCUCGACAAUGGCCGGCAAGAAAACUGGGACAGGGUCACCUUCGAGAAAUUCCUCGCCUUGGCCACAGACUCGCAGUGCACGGGCGUCGAAAGGAUGGAGAUACGUGCCAUCUACGACAGACCUCCCGCACAAGCUGGAGUGCUCAGUGAAACCACCAAUAAGAUCUGGUAUGAACGCCUUGUUGGAGGGCUGAGAAUGGUUCCUCAAAGUCUCCUACCAGCCGGGGCCAAGUUUGGCUACGACGCGGACACCUUUGUGGUCAAUACACAGGUGUACUUGCCAUGGUUGCAAAAUGAGGCUCGAAGACGGAAAGUGGGCAUGCAUCGAAGGAUAUACACCCACAUCGAGGAGCUGUUCCAGGACUAUCCUGGGGCUACAGCCUACUUUAAUUGCUCAGGUAUUGGCGCUGCCAAGUUGAAGGGUGUUGGAGACGGUAAUGUCUAUCCUACGAAAGGCCAAGUUCUACUCGUCGAGUCGCCUAAAAUACCCAUGACAAGAAUGUAUUUUCGUUCACCACGCCGCGUGGAUAACGACACGACAUAUGUCUUUCCGCGAGGUAGACAUGGAGGUGUCGUUCUCGGAGGAUGUCGUCUUGAUGGCUCUUGGGACGAAACCAUCGAUGCACAUUUGGCCGAAGAUAUCAAACGGCGGUGCUGUGAAUUAGCACCCGAGCUUGGGAAACCGGAGGACUUGAAAGUGAUUUCACACAGUGUGGGAUUGCGACCGAGCAGACAUGGAGGCGCACGCAUCGAAGAGGAGUUUAUGGGCCAGGCUCGCGUCAUACAUAACUACGGUGCUGGAGGGGCAGGGUAUCAGGCAUCAUGGGGAAUGGCUCAAGAAGCAGUCGAUAUUCUAAAAAAGAUGCCACGGCUUUGA
This is a messenger RNA of Talaromyces atroroseus, 1053 nucleotides long. RefSeq lists its product as hypothetical. The record is from RefSeq and is a predicted model, not a curated record. The coding region runs from base 1 to 1053 and encodes 350 amino acids. NCBI's taxonomy places the organism in Eukaryota, Fungi, Ascomycota, Eurotiomycetes, Eurotiales, Trichocomaceae. Gene Ontology annotation, molecular function: D-amino-acid oxidase activity; FAD binding. The transcript is spliced from 5 exons.